AUGUUACGUACAUCUCCCUUUCCUAAUGAGCCACUUGUGAUUAAAACUCAUACUAUAGAAUGUAACUGCAACGGGCACGCGCGUCGCUGCCGGUUCAACAUGGAGCUGUACAAGCUGUCGGGCAGGGCAUCCGGGGGCGUGUGCCUCAAGUGUAGGCACUACACAGCAGGCAGACACUGCCACUACUGCCGCGAGGGAUAUUACAGGGACCCCACCAAGCCUAUCACUCAUAAGAAAGCUUGCAAACCCUGCGACUGCCACCCAGUGGGAGCGAGUGGUAAGACCUGCAACCAGACGAGCGGACAGUGUCCCUGCAAGGAUGGAGUCACCGGCACUACCUGCAACCGCUGCGCCAAAGGAUACCAGCAGUCACGCAGCCACAUCGCUCCUUGUAUACGCAUCCCUCGCGUGGUAACAGCAGUGCAGGCGAUGGAGGCGGUGGACGGUGACCCGGGCCGCGCAACGGAGCAGUGCGGCCGGUGUCGCGCCGCCGCUCGCACGCUAAAUCUCAACAAGUUCUGCAGCCGAGACUACGUCAUAAUGGGCAAGGUGGUGGGUCGCGAGGCGAGCGCGGCGGGCGACCAGUGGGUGCGGCUGGCGCUGAGCGUGCAGGCAGUGUACAAGCGCGCGCCGCGCAGUCGUCUGCGCCGCGGCGCCACCGCCCUGCACGUCAUACCUAAUCCUAGGAGUGGAAAAAGAGGGCGUGUCAGCCGGUUUUCCAGGGCUGACGGUCGGCGAGAGGACACUACUGCUGGAGUGGCGCGACGACUGGCACCGACGCAUCCGCCGGCUUCAACGGCGCGCGAUCAACUGCCAUUAGCGGACCGCCAUCUUGGAAUAGUGGGGAUAAAGCAACCAAUGAGAGCAAGUUCUCGUCGUAAUCCGUCGUUGCAAACAUACGUGAAUUGA
Spodoptera littoralis (African cotton leafworm) is the source of this 909-nucleotide messenger RNA. The record is from the annotation of a GenBank genome assembly. Lineage: Eukaryota; Metazoa; Arthropoda; Insecta; Lepidoptera; Noctuidae.